Messenger RNA from Lontra canadensis (Northern American river otter), 3366 nucleotides. RefSeq names its product AMMECR1 like (gene AMMECR1L). The transcript is spliced from 8 exons. The coding region runs from base 501 to 1433 and encodes 310 amino acids. The record is from RefSeq and is a predicted model, not a curated record. Lineage: Eukaryota; Metazoa; Chordata; Mammalia; Carnivora; Mustelidae.
CGUGUGGUCCACUGGAGGACUCCCUACAUUCUUCCUCCAUUACCUCACUGCCUCCGGUUGCUGCUGGGAUACUGGAGGACUCGGGUCCCGGCUAGACUCAGUCCUCCAGCAGCCGGGGGAAUACCUCUAGCAGUUCUUCCCUGCCGCCACCGCCGCCCCGCCGCUUCCUCCUCCGCCCGCCCGCCGGCCUUCUUCGCCCCGCCCCGUCCGCGCCGCGCGUCCGGCCCGCCCGCGGGCCCGCUUCUCUCGGGAGCCCCCACCUAGGCGCAUGGCUCCAUGAAGCAGGAGAAGAAGGCAGAGCGCGAGAGGUCCCGUCCACCCCAGCUGCGUCUGGGCCAGGAGAAAAGGUAUAGGAAGAAGGAAUGGAAUCGGAAGGAAGAAAGUUCAUUUCAGAGACAAAAUAACUCCUCUCCUCUGUUAUAGCUGUUCCCCUGGCAAUACAAACUAUCUGCUUUCAGUCAGGGUUCUGCAGCAUUCCAGACCUCGAGCACUGAAUCAGGAUGGGAAAAAGACGUUGUGUUCCUCCACUUGAGCCCAAGUUGGCAGCAGGCUGUUGUGGGGUCAAGAAGCCCAAGUUAUCUGGAAGUGGAACGCAUAGUCACGGGAACCAGUCCACAACUGUCCCCGGCUCUAGUUCAGGACCUCUUCAAAACCACCAGCAUGUGGAUAGCAGCAGUGGUCGGGAGAAUGUGUCGGACUUAACUCUGGGACCUGGAAAUUCUCCCAUUACACGAAUGAAUCCCGCAUCGGGAGCGCUGAGCCCUCUUCCCCGGCCCAAUGGAACUGCCAACACCACCAAGAAUCUGGUGGUGACUGCAGAGAUGUGCUGCUACUGCUUUGACGUCCUCUACUGUCACCUCUAUGGCUUCCCACAGCCACGACUUCCUAGAUUCACCAAUGACCCCUAUCCGCUCUUUGUGACAUGGAAGACAGGGCGGGACAAGCGGCUUCGUGGCUGCAUUGGGACCUUCUCAGCCAUGAAUCUUCAUUCAGGACUCAGGGAAUACACGUUAACCAGUGCACUUAAGGACAGCCGAUUUCCCCCCUUGACCCGAGAGGAGCUGCCUAAACUUUUCUGCUCUGUCUCCCUCCUUACUAACUUUGAGGAUGCCAGUGAUUACCUGGACUGGGAGGUAGGGGUCCAUGGGAUUCGAAUUGAAUUCAUCAAUGAAAAAGGCGUCAAACGUACAGCCACAUACUUACCUGAGGUUGCUAAGGAACAAGACUGGGAUCAGAUCCAGACAAUAGACUCCUUGCUCAGGAAAGGUGGCUUUAAGGCUCCAAUUACCAGUGAAUUCAGAAAAACGAUCAAACUUACCAGGUACCGAAGUGAGAAGGUGACAAUCAGUUAUGCAGAGUAUAUUGCUUCUCGACAGCACUGUUUCCAGAAUGGCACUCUUCAUGCCCCGCCCCUCUACAAUCAUUACUCCUGACACACGGCUGCAUGACCAGUCCCACCCCCCUGUGGCCACCAAUGGCUAUGACAUCAUUGGAGCAGAUGCCUCCUCUUCCUGGUCCAGUUACUUCUAUUACUGCACCAUUUUAUGAUGCUAGCUUCCGUUGCCAAGUCUGCCUCCAGCUGACUGAGGGGGGGUGGGGUUAUACUGAAUGAAACAGAACUUGAGGGGCCCAAGCCUUAUCUCAGCCUUUCCUCAAUAUGGGGUUCCGUUGGAUUGGGGCUCCUCCAUGACUAGUGAGAAUUACUGUGUGGGUUCAGAAGAUCCUUGGCAUGCAGGUGCCACUGCUGAUUGCUGCCUCUGUGUUGGCCACACAGUGGAAGCCGGAAUUGGUGGUUCAUGAAGUCUUACCCCACACACACCCCUAUAGCCUCCCCAGAUCAAGUAGGUGUAUUCCCAUGGCAGUCUGGGCAACGGAGACCAACAAGAAACAUUUUUAGGUUGUUUUAAAUUCCUUUUUUAAACUUCCAGUUUAUUGCGUACCAAGAGUUGAUCACAACCUCCAUGCUUCAUAAGUGGACGCCAUGUUAGGGUUGAACGUGGGCACCAUGAGUCCUCUGAGGCUCCUGGACAGAGACCCACAUCAAGAUCGGAAGCCCUUUGGAUGGCGUUGCAGAUCUCAUUGCUCAAUUAGCCUCGAAGGUUUUAAUUCUCAUCCCACUCUCAGCUGGAUUUUCUGGCACUCUUCCUGCAUUGAGUCUCCUGGUAUUGAACAGAGCUCUGUGGUGUAGCCUGCUGAGGACUGGACUGGGAUGCCCUUGGGAGGUCCUGAAAUCAUCGCUGUAUGCAGUGAGAAAGGAGAGACCUCUUCCUUACCACCUGGCUACCUCACUCCUCUACUGGUAGCAGUGCCUAUAGCUGGAUCUAGGUUCUCAGAAGGCAUAGGUUUUCCAACAAGCACCUGGGUUGGGCUUUAGAAGGACACAUUGUCAUAGGAGAGAAUCCAGGGUCUCCAAGCUGUUUUUCUUUUCAGGCAAACAUCCUGAGGGACCUUUAAGUAGAGGAGUUCCUUUGUCUAGUUUGCCUGGAGAAGUGGGAAGACUGUUGCUGUUUCAGUCCUUUCCAGGACUUUAGAACAAAGCAGUGUAAUUAAACAAGAUGAAUCUUUAUCUUGCCUGACAUGCUGGGAAUCUUCACCCCACCGUGGCAAAGUUCCAAAUAGCUCAUUUUAUUCUAGGUCAUUCAGACUUUCAUGUGGCAUAUUUCCCCUCCCCGUUGUUGCUGACUCCAAAUAGCUGUCAGCAGGUUUCUCCUCCCUCUUGCCUAUUCCUCCCUCAUUUGGUGGCAGAGUUCAUAGAAGCUGGGGACUUGGAAAAUGCUUUGGAAACGUCACAGAGGCACUGCUGAAAAGAUUCACAGGAAGAGGUGGCCAAUUGGAAGAAAGGACCUGGAGGGUGAUACAGUGGUUUUCAACAACAUGCUUAGAGAACUCUUGAAGUGGAUUGGGUGUCAAUCCGGUGAACACCAUUGUUUUGAUUUAAUUUAUUUUUUAAAGUUUAUGUGGUGAUGGUGUGGCUUUCCAAAAUGGGCAAAUAUCCAAAUCAAAAGAAAUUUUUGAGUUUUCUUCUGCCAGAAAUGGGGGAGGGGAAGCAGGGACAUAAUCCAAGAAACGACACACUUGCCAUUCUAGGUAUUGCUGUCUCAUUUCUUGGAAGAAAUGGAUGAGGGUGAGCAGAUUUGCUUGGUACCAUCCUCUGCUGUUCAUGAGGAUAUGUAAUGUGCAAGGGAAGUGGGCUGACUUCAGGAUGCCCGAGUCAGGCUGCACCACCCUAUCUUAACUGUUGUGCUGCGUUCUUGCAUCCUGCCACUUUUCCCUUGCAAGGUUAAUGAAAGAAAGCUUUUGAAGAUGAAGGGAUUGUUUCGUGAUUUCCUGCUGCUGAGAAUAAUAAAUGUCUUGUUAACAAACAAA